Molecule: messenger RNA, 469 nt
Organism: Dermacentor silvarum
Lineage: Eukaryota; Metazoa; Arthropoda; Arachnida; Ixodida; Ixodidae
Product: protease inhibitor carrapatin-like
Exons: 2
Coding region: 110-469 (119 amino acids)
Molecular function (GO): serine-type endopeptidase inhibitor activity
Source: RefSeq, a predicted model, not a curated record
AUGAGAUUUUUAUCACUGCAGCCCGGCCACGCCAGCGGGUUCCCAUGUGAUAUAAGGUCGGAGGCUGCCGGCGCUGAGCCAUGUCACCCUGGACAUCAGUGAAGGAAGCAUGAAGACAUUCGUGCUAUUGGCGCUCUUCGGCGCUGCUCUGGCCGCCGACGACUUCGACAGGCAGUGCGCGCCUUCGGCUGACCCCGGACCUUGCAAGGGCUACUUCCCCAAGUGGUGGUACAACGUGCUGUCGGGCCAGUGCGAGCUGUUCGUCUAUGGCGGUUGCCAAGGAAACGACAACAAAUACGACACCCAAAAAGAGUGCGAGGAGACUUGUGCCAGUGCAGCAUCAGGUAAGUUGCCUUCGAUGCAACGUUCGUUUCAACAUUUUUUUUUAGAUGAAUAUCUCUUGCGCAACCAUUCCGACUUGCGAAUAGCUGAUCAGACCAUCAAAUUGAAACAGCCUUGUUUGAUAUGA